AUGUUAUAUUAUAAUAUUAAUUUGAUGGUGAAUAAUAAUAAUCAACAUUUAAAUGUGAUGGAGGACGGCGAGUUUGUUAAUAUGACGAUACCGAGUAAAGAGUUUGUGCAAUGGAUCAAACAAAUAGAAGUCGGUGUCGUUGGAGGUCGACUCAAUCAAAAGAUUAAAGAUACAUUCAAGUUACAGUUUAUGCAACCACCGCAUUAUCAAGGUAUACUAAACUUGUUACAUAUGUUGUGUUAUCACGAUAGGCAUGAUAAUACCUAUGGUUACACUAUAUGUGUAGAUUUAUUAUUGGAUUAUAUGUCAUUAAGAGACAAACAAGACAACAAGAUGGUAAACAAUGAUUAUAGUAGUGGUAGUGAUGACGAGGAUAUAUUUAGAAUUGGAACCAUUAAAUGGUUUAAUGAUACUUUAAAAGAAUAUGAUCGGACAAGUCUAUCAAAAUCAAAGUACAAAGAUACGAUUCCACAUUUAUUGGUUGCAUUGUCAAAGGUUAAGGUUAAACAACCACGCCCACAUCAAAACUCUUCAGAAUCGUUGGUAUUUGAAACAUUGGAUAUUAUUUGGAGACUACAUAUAUGGGGAGACAAAGAUAUUGCAAUGUUGCUGUCAAUCUUUAAACACUAUGAAUUGAACAAAGUACAUAGACCACUAAGAAAAGAGAUUAAACAUUUUAUUUUCGAUUAUUUACCAACAUCAUCAACACUUUGGUAUCAAUCAACCAAAGAUAUAGACUCAUUGUUCAAACAACUAAUCACCCAAGAUGCUUAUAAAGAUGAUUAUUUUAUUCCACCACAACAAUCAGGAUUAAAAGGAGGAGAACAAUUGGUCAACCAGAAAAGUAAAUCGACAAAAUUAGAAUCAUUGGUUUACCAAUAUUUUAAAAAUUCGUGUCACAAUAGACUACUAUCUGUGAUUCAAGAUUAUAGCACCAUUCUAUUAGACAACAACAACAACAACAACAACAAAAAAGAUUGGAAAGGUAAUUUAAUAUUUCUUAACAUAUUAAAUAUGACCGACCUUGCAAAAACCAAUUCAAAUUUUAGAAUGGAUCUUUAUUUACUCAAAAGGAUAUUAUUAACUGUAGAAACAAAUAAUUCAUAUGUUCAUUGUCAAGUGUUGGAGUUUUUAUCGAUACUCUUGGUGGAAAAUGAAACUCAUGCUUUGGAGAUUCAAGAUAUAAAAGAGGCGUAUAACUGUAUUAUUAAUAAUAAGGAAUCAAUUCAACCAAUGACAUUGUUUACUUUUCUUUGUCAUUUGGAUAAAAUAGAGUAUCCAAAAGUUCAUCAAGAUAUUAUUGAUAGAGUGUUUGAACUAUCACUUUUAUCAGGUAAUCCCCAAAUUAUCAAAAAAUCAAAGGAUAUCUUUUUAUAUUAUUUAUCAAAAAAAUCGACCAUCAAUCACUUGAUUCUUUCUCCAAAUUUAGACUAUAUAAUCAUUGAUCAAUUCCUAAGUCCACUAUCUUAUCACCAGCAGGAAGAUAUAUUCAUGGUGAUUAAUUAUCUCUUAAACAACAAAAAGAGAAGCAUGAUACUUCGAGGUAGUGUUCAACAAAACAAAAAUCUAACAUUAAUCAUCAAACAACUUUGUGAACACAAUAAUGUAAGCUUAUUGAAUCGAUUUAUGACGCAACAUCUUUUGGAUAGAAAAGACAUGUCCUUUGUCUACUUGCCCUGCUUGAUGAAAAGAAUAUUGGUAGGUUGGACUGCCGAUCUACCAACAAAGUCACUCUUGAUAGUAUUUGAAUUGUUUCAACAACAACGAGACAAAUUGUAUCCCUACAAAAACAAAUUAAUCAGUUUGGCCAACAAACAUACAGGAUCCCAAUCAAUACGUGUAUUUAUUCAGCUUUUAUGGAUUUGUGUCGAUUUAAAAGGUAUACACCAUCAAGAGACAAAUCAACUAUUUCAACUUGUACUAGAUAUAGUUCUUCAACCAAGGUAUAGACAAGUUGACCCACUCAAACAAUUGAUGCAAUGGUUAAUGGAUGCAAGUGGUGGUAGUGUACAACUACUAUCAGUUCGUCAAAGAUUAAAAAUAGUCGAUUGGAUCGAAUCAGGUAUCAUUAAAACAAAUCAAGAUGCCAAAGACAGUAGUUAUCAAAUGGGUGACCCUGAAUGGUUAACCCUUUUACGACAAUACUCUCAAUUGAUAAGUUUGACAACUAAAACAAUCUAUAAUGAUGAAUGUCAAGACGAAGGCUUCUUGAAUCCAUUGAUAUCAUUCUAUUUGGACAAUAUAUUAAUCUCUGUAUUAGUAUUGAAUCAAACCACUAAUGGUGGUAGUAGUGGUAUGAUGAAUAUCAAAUCUACACAACUAUUGGUUGAUAUAAUAGUACAAACGUGUAAUUCCCUUAAAUAUAUUAAUACAUCCAAUUCUUGUCAACCCCUCCUCACUUUAACAUCAUCUUUGGGAAGACAAGUAUCAUCCCAAGAAUUAAUUAAUAUUUCUCUCAAUAUCUUAAAAAACAAAAAUAAUAAUUAA
This is a messenger RNA of Cavenderia fasciculata, 2487 nucleotides long. RefSeq lists its product as uncharacterized. The record is from RefSeq and is a predicted model, not a curated record. The transcript is spliced from 5 exons. The coding region runs from base 1 to 2487 and encodes 828 amino acids. Lineage: Eukaryota; Evosea; Eumycetozoa; Acytosteliales; Cavenderiaceae.